Bradysia coprophila is the source of this 755-nucleotide messenger RNA. Its product is annotated as alpha-crystallin A chain-like. The record is from RefSeq and is a predicted model, not a curated record. Gene Ontology annotation, biological process: response to heat; protein refolding. Gene Ontology annotation, cellular component: nucleus; cytoplasm. Lineage: Eukaryota; Metazoa; Arthropoda; Insecta; Diptera; Sciaridae.
ACCCACUUGCCAAACUAAUUAGUUUCAUACAUACCAUUUUUCAAAUUACUUAUUUGACUGUCAGGCAAGACAGGCAGACAAAUUAAUUUUAUACUAAAAAAGAAACUAGUGAACGAAAGAAGCAAAACAAAAUGUCUCUUGUUCCGUACGACUACGAUAACGACUGGUUGGAUUUCAAACGUCGUGUUCGUUUCAACACAGACAUCACACCUAGCGAUUUACUACCCACUCCUGCAUCAUGGGCCAUUUACCGCUCCAUUUGCAGUUCAACUGGUAGUGUCCGUCCAUGGAUGGAUUCGAAUUGGUCUAAUUUGGACGGCAUGGAGCGUGAAGUUCAUGUCACCAAAGACAUUUUCCAAGUUUCCCUCGACGUGCGUCAUUUCAAAUCGUACGAAAUUUCGGUGAAAGUUGUUAACAACUCGAUUGUGAUCGAAGGAAGACACGAUAAACGUCCACAAAUUGACGGAUAUGUUGCGCGCAAAUUCGAACGUCGAUUCGAUUUGGCUAAAGUGUUUAAAAUAAGAGAUGUUAAUUCGACCCUCUCUACCGAUGGCAUUCUCACCGUCACAGCAUAUCCAGAAUAUCCGACAAUUCUGCCGAAUGUAAGACACGUUCCCGUUGUUCAAACGUUCCGUCCGUCGCAUUGGGAUUAAGGAGUGGAUUUUUUUAAAUAUUGUUUGUCUUCAUAAUCUUCACACUGUGAAACCUUCAAAGUGUAAUGUGUACACAGUCAGUGUUGAUAAAUACACAUAAAA